This is a messenger RNA of Momordica charantia (bitter melon), 4089 nucleotides long. RefSeq lists its product as uncharacterized. The record is from RefSeq and is a predicted model, not a curated record. NCBI's taxonomy places the organism in Eukaryota, Viridiplantae, Streptophyta, Magnoliopsida, Cucurbitales, Cucurbitaceae.
UCCCGUAAUCGAAAGCCGCAAAUAAAUCAGAAUUGAUAAAAAAGUUUUCAAGUCCGACAGCGAGUCGGUGGAGAGAGAGAGAACUUAUACUCUCCCGCACGAGUACGCGACGAACGCUCUUUUUCCCUCACAGAUCCCGGCCGAAUCUCCGGUCAUCCUUUCCGGCGUCCUCUCCGGCGUGUUCUCCGGCUCCGACAUCUCUCUCUGGAAUGCUCCUCUCAGCGUCAGAAUGUUGGUUCUUUACCCCGCCGCUGCUGUGUAAUUCUUCAGUCUCCGUUUCGAUCUCUCGUUUUCCGAACCCUUCACCGGUAUUCGAAUCUCAUUCUCUUUCUGCCUGACGUGAUUGCAGCUUUUUUCACUUGAUUUUUGAAACUAGAUUCUUAUGUUCCUUUUUAAUCACUCCCAUUUUCUUUCUCCUUUUCGAUCUUUCUACUUGUUCCUUUUUGGUUUUCGGAGUAAUUUGCGUUUCAACUUACUGAGUUCCUUCUUAGGGCAGUGAUUGCAGGGUUUUCUUCUUAGCUUUGCCUUUCUUUUCUAGUGGAGAUUCUCGAUCCCAGUGCUUCUAACUUCCAAUACUCUGAUUUUAAACGCCGAAUUGAACUUUGAGACCUCGAUCAGUGAGCUCCUCCCAGAAAACCCAGUAGCAUUAAAUUGUGUAAUUUGAAAAUUUUCUUGGGUUUAACAUGCCGUGACGUAAGAACUGAUGUGAUGGUUCGUGUGAACAUGCUGAAUUUUCCGUCUGCAUUAUUCAGUCCCUUGUUCUCUGUCGAUUGAAUGGCUUCUUCCUCUCUCUUUCUCUCCCUCUUUGUUCAUAUCCAUGGUCAUUGGCUUCUUACUUCUUGAAACUUGGGAUCUUACCUCCCAAAUUUGCCGCUCUUAGCUUCGUCUGCCUGAAUUUUCUACAACUUGGUUGGUUCCUUGUCCUGAGGUGGAAGCUUGAAACCAGAAGCUUUAAGUGUUGAAAUGAAGGAGAUACAAAGAAGAAAAGUCCGUAAUAAUAUGGAGAAGCCUUUCCCUGGGUGCUUGGGAAGAAUGGUGAACCUGUUUGACUUGAGUGCAGGCGUUAGUAGGAACAAGCUUCUCACGGAUAAACCCCAUUGUGAUGGUUCUGUACUCCGAAGAAGUCAAUCAGAUGCAUCAAUGAUGUCAAAUCCCUCCAAUGGCAGUCAUGUAGAGGAUGGACUGAGAUAUCCAAUUGKGAAGGCAAAUGGAACGCCCAUGAAGAUGCUCAUAGACCAGGAAAUGUCCAAAGAUUCCGAGUCUAAGAUUGCUCCCCCAAACGUUGUUGCAAAGUUGAUGGGGCUUGAUACUCUGCCAGAGCAGGGUUGUUCAGCUGCUAAUAGAACACCUUCAAGAGGUUCUCAGUGUACAGUUAAAGAAUCUAGGCUGCCGCCAGAGUGUAUAGAACAGGAGGACGACUGUUUGGAGAAGAGAGCUCUAUAUCAAAUUCAUCAAAGCUCAGUAGACGUUUACGGAAUCUGGCAGCAAUGUUUGAAAACAAAUUAUGACAGAGAAAAAUUKCAGUAUGGAAGCUUUGACAAUAAUAUUGAUGAAAAGAAGAUGGCUCUUGUUCGUCAGAAAUUCACGGAAGCAAAGCGUCUAGCUACAGAUGAGAAACUUCGGCAAUCUAAAGAAUUCCAAGAUGCCUUAGAAGUUCUCAGCUCCAAUAAAGAAUUGUUUGUCAAGUUUUUGCAAGAACCCAAUUCCUUAUUUUCUCAGCACAGUUUUCAACUUUGUUCACUUCCUGCAUCUCCCACGAAGAAGUGUAUCACAAUCCUUAGGCCCUCAAAGUUAAUUGGUGAUGAGAACUUUUCUGAAACAGARAAAAGGUGUGAGAAUCAGAUGAAAAAACCAGCUCAGGCUUGCCAUUCAACUACUCGUGAUAAGUCUAGUAAUGUGCCUACUUUGUCAAACCAGAGAGUUGACGAAUAUGUUCAACCUACGCGAAUAGUGGUAUUGAAGCCUAACGUUGGUAAGAAUCAUGGUGUUAAAACUGUGGUAACUCAACAACCAUGCUCGUCACCUAAUAAAACCUCUGGAAAUCUUGACGAGGAAGCUGAGGUAGUUGAGGUGCCAGAAUUAGGGGAAGUAGAAAUUGAGAUCUCUAAACAGUUGAGUGAAAAUCAAAUGGGACAUAGAAGGGAUGAAACUUUGAUUUCCUCUGUCUUCUCUAAUGGUUAUACUGGUGAYGAGAGUUCAUUUUACAAGUCAGAGAAUGAGUAUGCAGGGGCAGAUAUCAGUGAUUUAGAAUUAAUGUCACCAUCUUCCAGGCAUUCUUGGGACUACGUUAACAAAUUUGAUAGCCCAUAUUCUAUAUCCUCCUUUAGCCGUAUUUCAUGUUCUCCCGAGUCAUCAGUUUGCCGAGAAGCCAAGAAGCGACUUUCUGAAAGAUGGUCAAUGAUGGCAUCAAAUGCUCAUUCUCAAGAACAAAGGCAUGUAAGAAGAAGCUCUAGUACUUUGGGUGARAUGCUCUCUUUAUCAGAUGCAAAAAAGUCCAUUGGAUCUAUUGAUCCGAUUUCCAAUGAGGAAGAGUGCAUGGARUUUGCAUCCUGCUUAAGUACUGACUUCAGUAAGGAAGAUAUUGGCAGUUCUCCUAGAAGUCUCCAGAGGUCAAAGUCUGCCCCAGUAUCUCCAUUGAUGCCCUGUGUCAGACUAGGCCUUGAAGCUUCAACUUCUGCUACUGACAAAACAGAUGCUACCCUGGAGAAAGCUAGUUCAACAAAAGUUAAAUCCUCGUUUAAAGGAAAAAUUUCUAGUUUAUUUUUCUCUAGGAAUAAGAAGCCGRGCAAAGAAAAACGKAAUGCAUCUCAAUGUAAAGAGGAAUUGGAUAAUUCUGUUGCAGAAACACUUGGGCCUUCUCUACCUUCUGGCAGGAUUGGUGAUGAUGCAUCUUUYGUCARCAAUAGUCGACUUGAAGAAUGCUCAUCCCCUGCUUUGUGUGGAUCAUCAGGGACAUCUCCCGAUCUAACCAGCAAAUUGGGCAUGGUCUCUCUUGAGGCAGGGUUGCCUUUCUCUAGGCAUUUAAUACCUGGAAAUGCCAGUGAGAAUCUAGACCAUCCAAGUCCAUGCUCUGUUUUAGAACCACCGUUCGAUGAGGAUGACAAUGUAACUUGCUUGUCUUMUGKYUAUAUGAAGUCAAACUCAAGAGGAAUUCAACUGCCUACGAAGUCCAACUUAAUUGACAAAUCACCUCCCAUAGGAUCCAUUUCUCGGACCUUGACAUGGGAAGAUUCAUAUUCAGAAGACACAGAUCCAUAUUUGUUUAAACCCUCGUUAGCAUGUGAAGAUACAGAGGAAGAGGAACACAAGUGGCUUGGCCUUGUCCGAACUCUUCUCUCGGAAGCUGGCCUCGACGACAGCGUGCAGUGCGACUCAUUUUUCUCAAGAUGGCACUCUCUCGAAAAUCCAUUGGAUCCAUCGCUGAGAAACAACUUUGCCAAYCUAAGUGAUAAAGAACCAGAGCAGGAGGCUAAACGAAGGCAAUCAAGAUCGAACUGGAAGCUCAUAUUCGACAGCGUCAAUGCAGUCCUGGUUGAUAUCACAGGCUAUCAUUGGUCGGACAGGAGCACACUGGCAAUGUCGUGCAGCUGGGUAAAUGCCAAUGGUCCCCCCUCACAAGCUCUGGUGGACAGCGUGUGGGACCGACUGAAGGACUGGGUGUCGGGUGAAUCGCGGUGUGUUGGUUAUGAGAUCGGGGACCGGGACAGUAACAGCCUGGUGGUGGAGAGGGUAGUUGGGAAGGAGGUUGUGGGGAAGGGGUGGAUUCUUCAGUYACAAGAAGAAAUGGAUGAUUUAGGAAAGGAAAUAGAAGGCAAAUUGCUGGAAGAACUUGUGGAGGAGACACUGCUCGAUUUGACAGGUUCCUGCCCAUGACUACUCUCUCUCUUUUAUUCUUAUUAUAUUAUAAUWUUUUUUUCUUCAUAUACAGCCAGCCUCAAAUAUGUUGUGCCAUUUUUUUAUUUUUGUGUGCAUUUUAGUUUACCAUCCUCUACUGUACAUUUUUCAGUUGAACUGCACAUUUCCUUUGGAUUUUUCUAUGGAAUAAGACUAUAAAGUUAUCUACCAGCAAUAGAAUCAUUUUCUCUCUCA